Helianthus annuus (common sunflower) is the source of this 642-nucleotide messenger RNA. RefSeq lists its product as uncharacterized. The transcript has 3 exons. NCBI's taxonomy places the organism in Eukaryota, Viridiplantae, Streptophyta, Magnoliopsida, Asterales, Asteraceae. The record is from RefSeq and is a predicted model, not a curated record. Bases 124 to 642 code for a protein of 172 amino acids.
GCCACUGCAGAUUACUAACGGUACCAGACGUGAAAGAAGACCCAAUCGUCGUGGUUAUCGUUACGCUUUAACCUCUUGGAAGAAGUUCAUGAAAGCUGCUCAAAUUAAGGCCCGUGACCAGAAAUGGAAGAAGGUGCAAUCACAUUGUUGAAUAAUUUGGACCUCAAUGUUGAUAACUAUACCAUAAGAAUACGCAUUGUUCGUUUGUGGACAAGAGCUGAUUUCAAUAACGCUAGAAAAGUGUAUUGUUAUGAUAUGAUAUUCAUGGACAGUGAGGGAACAAAAAUGCAAGCUUUUGUUUUGGCUAAAAACGCAUCUGGAUAUCAACAUCUUUUGGAAGAAAAGCGUUGUUUGACGAUUAGAAAUCCUUCAUUGGGUGAGAAUCGUCAGAAGGUGAAGUACGCUAACGGUGGUUUGAAGAUUAACCUUAAUAACAACACCGUUGUUGAGGAAUGCCACGAGGCUAUUGGUUCUGAAUGGGGUUUUGAUUUUACUCCCUUUGAUUCAGUUGUGGAGGAUCCAACAGUUGACAACAAGUUUUUUAAAAGUCCAAUUGGUAUGAUAUACAAUUAUAACUAUUUAACUAAACACAGCACAUUUUUUACUUUGUUGACACUAUUUCAUUUUUAUCAACAGAUGUAA